AAGGCCACCACCAUUACGCUUUCUUAUUUCGCGGCAGACUUACAUGAAUAGUUUUUGGUACCAUUUUUUUGUGCUACAAAAAUAUAAAAACUUGAUAAAUUUAUCAUAAAUUAGUAGAUAUGUCGGUCCAUGAACUUGUUAAGGCAUUGCAGCCUUUGCCCGCUAUAGAAAACACUAUAAGCUCACCGGCAAAAUCACAAAAUAAUGCUACACCAGCUAGAGGCAGACCGCCUGCUUCGUCUCGGGAUAUAUUUGUAAAUAAUGAAAAACUGGAAAAUGUUACACAUUCCGUUAAAGGUAAAAUGCCUAUCAAAGCGCCGGAUGAGUUCUAUAAAGACUUACAACAGUUCCAUGAUCGCAGGGGCACUCCUAUUAUGCAUACGCCAAAAAUAAGUGGCCGUGAAAUAAAUUUGCAUAUGUUAUAUACUGAAGUAAUUGAGAGAGGUGGUUUCUCAAAAGUAAAUUUACGUGACGAAUGGGAAGACGUUUUACCUAUAGUUAGUAAACUUCAUGAUAAAUGCGUUAAUGCUACUGCUGCUCUAAAGCACAUUUAUAGAAGAUUUCUUGAGAAAUAUGAACGACUUAAUUACUUUGGCGAAGAUCCAGAUAAAAUUGAAGCCUUAGAAGCGACUGAUUUACUCGACAGUGGCCGUUCAAGAUCUCGAUAUCCCUCGAUCUUUCAAAACUCAAGUGGGUAUAACACUGUUCCCAUGUCAUAUAACUAUCGGCAACAUAUAGUUAAUAUGGAAAGGCGUCGUGUGCAUAAGUUAUCAACAAAUCUAUAUAAAUCUUCACCAUAUGAAAAACUUAUGCUAUCAUUAUUAUCACCGUUACCAAAUGAACAAGACUUUGCUAUAAAUGCUUGUACGCUAAUGGCGAAUGAAAUGAAACAUACCUUAAAAGUAAAUGAAUUUCCUAAGUUAAUAGAUGCAUUAAUUGCACAUACAGGAGUGUAUCCUGACUACUCUAUGCGUAAAUUAUUUCAAUUUGUGUACAUGGAUGUUAGAAGACAUUCAUUAUUCAAUUUUUGGCAAGAUUUGCUUUAUGAAAAACCACAAAUAUUAGAAUUAUAUAGAGAUGAGAACACACUUCGACAAGCUGGCAUAAUUGGCGAAGAAGAUGACAUUGAGUUGCUCAAGACAACUGCAGGGUUGGAAGAAAAUCUUUCCAUGGACUUCCUUAACUUAGGUCGUGGACUUGGUACACAAGAUUACGUUGGUCAACGUGUAUUACAAAUAUUAUCUAUAUUACGAAAUUUAAGUUUUCAUGAGGAAAAUUUAUUUAUUUUCGCCAAAAAUCGUACUUUAUUGCGUUUUCUUGUUAUGUGUGCAAAUACGCGAUGGGGUAAUAUACAUAGCCAAGCGCUUGAUAUAGCCGGCAAUAUAGCUUCUGAACUUGAUUUAAUUGACCCUUCGUUAGACGAUUUAUCUCGUAGUUUAAUGGAAACACUUUCCGAAGGUAUAGAAAGUGAUGAUCGUUGCGUUAUUAUAAGUAGUUUGGAAAUACUUUAUAAAUUAUGUCACAAUGAUAAUAAUGAGGAUUAUAUACAUAAAUGUCUUAAUAUAAAUUUUUAUGAGAAAUUGUGCAUGCUUUUGUGCCUUAAUGAUAUUAUGAUGUUGAUAUUUACGCUGGAAGCAAUAUAUGCAUUGACAUCACUUGGUGUUCGAUCAUGUCAUUUAAUAAUGCAAGUGAAAGGCCUUGUCGAUCAACUUGUAUCCCUAAUUACUGUGGAAGCUCAAUCAUAUGGAGCCGGUGGUUGCAUAUUAAUGCGUGUUGUUGAAACAGUGCCUGGAAAUAUGUUACCGUUGGUUGCACAAAAUAUUGCAAAUUUACAAAAUGCAGCUAUACAAAAACAACAGAUUCAUCAUAUUACACCUCUACAAACAAAGCCACAACUUUUGGUGAGUGAUCAGGUACAACAACAAAUAGUUCCUGAUACUCAACAAGUACAACCACAAAUAAUACAAAAUUUUACACAAGAUGAUGAACAAUACGCUUUAGCUUGGUUAAGUGCAACAUUUGAAAGAGCAGGAACAAAUGAUAGCCGGGUCGAACAACAAGAACUUUACCGAAUGUAUGUAUCUCAUUGUCAAAAGGCUGGUAAGAAUUCCGUUGUUGGUCAUGUCCAAUUUCCUCGGCUUGUGCGUCUUAUUUUUACAAACACUGUGGGACCCGCUAUAGUACGACGAUCUGACGGUUCUGAAUUGCCAGGAUUUUACUAUAUAUCAAUACGAGUACGAGCUCAACCUCUACCAAUUCAAAAUAAAGUGACGCAAACACCGCCUAAAAGCACUGAUAAAAAUAAAAAUGAAUUAUCUUCGGGUAGGAAAAUUAAAAAGAAAUUAAAGAUACAAGACCAACCGCUGUUAAUUCAACAACAAGAAAUAAAGUCUCCAAUUAAAGCCGAGGAAGAACAACUGAAUGUGGGAUUCGAAACUGCAUUUGCAGUUUCAACAACAGCAGUAGCUACAAAAGUUAACAAUACCAUUUCUACAGUUUCAACAGGAGAUCAAAACAGUGUAAAUUCGGCUAUAUUACCUUCAAACAACAUUGUAAAAAUUGAAGAAUCAAAUACUUUACCAAGUUCUCUAAAAUCGGAGACAAUCAUGCAAGAUUCAAUGAAUGCAACUUCAACUGAAAGUAUAGCAAAACAGACAGAUGAAAUAACAAGUAAACAGCCAAAUUCAAAUAUUGUAUCAACAAUCCAUCAAACAAUUGUUAAAGAAGAAGUCCCUACAACUACUAUACAAACAAGCAAUGCCCAGCCAUCAUCAUCUCUAAUAAAAAGCUUACUUGCUAAUAAAGUGAAUCAGCGACAACAAAAGCAAAAGGAGCUAACAGCAACAAACGGUGUACAAAUAAGUUCUCAAAUGCCAACAACAGCAGCAUCGACCUCUCAACAGCCCAUAAAAGUUACUAGCACUGCGAUUAGUCAACUUGUUAAUAACCCUUUAAUGCAAAAUACACCUGUUAAAGUUGGCCAAACUACUAUAAAACCACUUAAUCCACAAGUGUCUUUAGAAAAAAAAACAAUUACAGAUUCAGUUCCACCACCUUUAGCUCCAUUAAGUGGGAAUAAUGUUGCAAAAGACUCCAGUGGAAGAUCUGUAAUUAUAGCCAAUCAAAUGUUAGUGGAAAUACUUGAUAAAAAACUAUUGGAUCCACCAAUCCCAACUACGAUAAUAAAACGUAAAAUAGAAGACACAUCAAAUAUUGGACAUGAACAAGCAAAAAGGUUAGCUCUUGACAGUAGUGAAUCUGCUAGAGAUGAAAUACAAAAUGUUACGCCUUCAAAAAAUGCGGCAAAUUUAUAUGCCGAAAUGGCUGCAUCUAUUUUAGAAGACGAAGAACUUGAUGAUAUACCACCAUUUCUUCCACAACCCCAAGGACAACAGCAAUUACCCGAACAAAAUACGCAACCAUCAUUAAUUGUUCCAGCAAAAGUGCAACAUACGUCGUUGCAAACUGUUCAGCGUCAACUGAUGUUUCAAAAUCAACCACCACAAUUAAAAUUAACACAAGCAACGCCUCAACAUAUGCCGACAGCCAUGGCUACUAUUAAAACAGAACAAGGUCUACAAACUGUCCCAGUUAUAUUACAGCAAAAACCUAUUGAACAGCCUCCACCACAAAUAAUACAACAAGUUAUGCAGCAAACUACACCUCAUUCUACACCGCCGACGCAGUACGUACUUGCUACAAAUCCAAAUGGGCAAACGUAUUUAGUAGCUCAACAAGCACAACCUGCGCACCCUCCAACAACCCCUACUCAAACUGUGCUUGUAACUCAAACAGCACAACAACAAAGUACAGGCACUAAAACAAUAAUCAUUUUACAGCAACAACCGAUAUCAUCGUCCGCAUCACAGCAACAACAACAAAUUAUUACUGCAACUACAGCCAAUGCACCAAAAAUGAUUAUGACGACACAUCAAGGUCAACAAGUUAUUGUAACUCAACGAGGCCAUGGUCAAAUAGGAACUCCAACACAGCAACAAAUUUUUAUAAAUCCACAAACUGGAGCAACAACUCAUAUCCAACACUUACCGCCUGGUGCCACUCAAACGCAAUCCAAUAACAAUAUAAUACAACGCCAAAUCAUUCAAACUGCUCCAGCGCAGCAGGCGACAACUACGUCACAACAAGCUGGACAGAUAUCACCAUCAUUGUUGAAUCAAUUGAAUCAUAUACCGGCAACAAUAAAACUGCAUCAACCACAAGUCACAGUACAGUCCCAACAACUUACUCACCAACCGGCAACUAUCUCGAGAAUCGGGAAAUCAGUAUCAAUAGUUCAAAAUACGACCCCACCACCACCAAUACAAAUUCCACAACUACAACAACAUCAAUCGAUUAUACAGCAACAUAUAAUAUCUGGCCCCGCAGAAAAAAGACAGGUAAUUUUAGGUGGUGGACGUGCUAUUGAAAUAAAAGAGACUCUAAUUACUCAGACACAGCCUUCAAUGCAACAAACGCAACUUAACUCACAGACGAUUAUAACGACACAACCUCAAACACAACAACAGCAACAGAUACGUACUGUUAUCGAACAACAGCAACAACAUCCCUCCAUAAUACAGCAAAAAAUUACUUUGCCCUUGACGCAUACAGGAAUGCAGUCAAACUCCACAAUAAUAACACAAAAGAUAAAUGAAAACUCAUCGUUAAUGCAGGGAACGUUACAAUCCAAAUCUGCACCACAGCAACAAACACCAAUACAGAGUGUAGUUUCACAAAUUGGAUCAACGUCAGCAACAAUUACAACUAUUAAAAAGCCGAUCCUUCCCCAAGGAACCACACAAAUUCAAAAACAAAGUUCUUCGGUCAUACAAAUACAACAAACACAGUCAAUAGCAAAUACUUUAAAGCAAACUAGUUUAAUCCCACCACCCCCAUUAGCUGUAAAUUCCACAAAUUCAAAUAUAACAACUACAAAAACUCCUACUACAAUUGCAACAACAGCAACCAUCAAAACAUCGAACGUAAGUGUAAGUGAUGCAGAGUUUAUUAAUCAGUUAAAACCAGAUGAAUCAAACUUAAUAGCCGAACAAAAUCAAACUUCUGGAGUUAUACAUAGCACACCUAAUACAUCAAAUACAACAGCAGUUAAUAACACAGUUUUGACUCCAGUUGCUUCAACAGUUAUAAAUAGUCAAACAGCAAACUCUACACCCAUAUCAGCACCGUUACCUUCCAUGUCUUCCGUAGAUAUUAAUUGGUUGUAUGUUUGUGAUUGGCGUAAUUGUCCACGAAAAAAAUUCAAAUCUUUAAAUGACUUACAACAUCAUGCAUGUACUGUACAUUGUCCUGAUCAUUUAGAUGCUGGCGCUGAAAUAUUCUGCCAAUGGGGAAUCGGCCCAAGUCUUUGUGAUGGUGUGCCCCGUAAACGAUAUUCACUUAUGACGCAUAUAAUUGAUCGUCACUUAACUCAGGAAAGUUUACGUAAUGCUGUUCAGCGCCGUAUUGCAACUGGUUCUAUUAAUGUGCAAUCUACGCAAUCUCCUGUUACAAUAGUGCGCAACUUAGAUCAAACUCAACGUGGGAAUACCGCUUCACCAGCACUUUCAACUUCUUCAACCAGUUCAUUGCCAUCAACGGGUAGUUCAGCAAUGCAAGCCAUCAAGCGACAUACAGCAGACUUCGUAAAUUCAAAAGAAUUAAUGGAUGAAAAUGAAGGUCCUGUAACUAAAAGUAUACGCCUUACUGCUGCAUUGAUUUUACGUAAUUUAACUACAUAUACAUCAACAGCAAAAAGAAGUUUACGUCGCUAUGAGUCACAUUUGGCUAAUAUAGCGCUAAGCAAUGUAGAAUCAAGUGGAACCAUAUCAUGCAUCCUACACGAAUUAAAUAAUUAAAAAUUAUGAGAACUUUGAUUAAUGCACUAUUAACAGUUUUAAAUGCAUAAAAGAAUUUGCUGACCAUAAU
Molecule: messenger RNA, 5925 nt
Organism: Teleopsis dalmanni
Lineage: Eukaryota; Metazoa; Arthropoda; Insecta; Diptera; Diopsidae
Product: AT-rich interactive domain-containing protein 2-like
Exons: 7
Coding region: 120-5855 (1911 amino acids)
Biological process (GO): regulation of DNA-templated transcription
Cellular component (GO): SWI/SNF superfamily-type complex
Molecular function (GO): DNA binding
Source: RefSeq, a predicted model, not a curated record